Entamoeba dispar SAW760 is the source of this 591-nucleotide messenger RNA. Its product is annotated as GTP-binding protein YPT31/YPT8, putative. Gene Ontology annotation, molecular function: GTP binding; GTPase activity. The coding region runs from base 1 to 591 and encodes 196 amino acids. The transcript is spliced from 2 exons. The record is from RefSeq and is a predicted model, not a curated record. Lineage: Eukaryota; Evosea; Mastigamoebida; Endamoebidae.
AUGACCCAAGACGCGGUCAAACUAUGUAUUAUUGGUGAUUCUGGUGUUGGAAAAACUUGUAUCUCAAGUAGGCUUGUUGAUGGAACAUUUAAAUCAGACGAAAAAUCAACUAUUGGUGCUUCUUUUGUUACUACAAAUAUUGAAAAUAGUAAAAUAGUUAUUUGGGAUACUGCUGGUCAAGAGAAAUAUAGGUCUAUGGUUGGUAUGUAUUAUCGUGGUGCUUCUGGUGCAAUUAUUGUUUAUGACAUUACAAGUAGAGCAACAUUUGUUGAUUUAGAUGCUUGGCAUGCUGAUUUAAUGAAGACUGCAACUGAUGAUAUUGUUCUUUGUAUUGUUGGUAAUAAAUCUGAUUUAGAAGCAUCAAGGCAAGUUAGUACUGAUGAAGGAAAAGAGUUUGCCUCAAAGAAAAAUGCUAUGUUUUAUGAAGUUUCAGCAAUGAAUGGAAAAAAUGUUACUGAACUCUUUACUGAAAUUACAAGAAAAAUUAAAUCUUCACAACCACAAAAACCACAAGGAGGACUUUCUUCUUCUGAUAAUGUAAAUGUUGCUACAGCAUCUACACAACCAACAAAAAAGAAAGGAUUCUGUUAA